CUGCCUGCAGGUCUAGCAACAUCCAGCCCUCCAGUUCCCUCUAGUGAAACACAGCCUGCAGCAGGUGCUACUGCGGCGCAGGAGUUGACUGGGAGUGGUAGGGGCUGACUCUGACCUCUGAGUCCUCUGCUGGGAUUAGAGUCUGCUGCUAUGUUGCCCGGUGUCUUCAUCUGAGAUGGACUGGGAGGAUAUAUUUAUUCUGCGCCAGAGAAAGACUUUGAAAAGGUCAGACGGACAAUGUGAUGGGUACAACCGAGGCAACUUCAGCACCACAACAACAACAACAACGACAACGACAAAAUGGACGACCUUGGUGACGCACAACAGAGCACACGUCCAAGAGCUCAGACACAAGUCUCUGGAUUAAUGGAAAUGAAAAAAACAAAGUUUUCUCGUUUGGUCACAGGACAAGCACUGAGUUUUUGUCAUCCUUAUGAUCCGAGCAUUUUAUUUUGCAUUGAUAUACAUUUUAAUUCAUCUUUUGGCUAUGAAUGGCUGAAUUGUAACAUUCGUCCAUUAUCUUAGUGUACCGUCAAUGGAAUUGGACUUUCCAUUGACGGUACAAAACCAACUCUGACAGAUUACUACUAUUUUUAUUUAAAAAUAUUGUUUUCUUUUGUAUUAUAACGUCAUAAUCAACCAUUUUCAAAUACGUGUAUUUACUAUGAAUGUAAAUUAUGGUUUUCCACUAUUCAUUUGUCACAAACGUUCAUACAGGGCUGGUGCUGUGCAGUUGUUUACAUUUAAAAUUACUUGAAUGGCAAAAGUAUCCGAAACUCGUGUUGUAAAUACGAGUCCAAAGAAAAUAAAAAGUCAUAAACUGGCAGCCAGGAGGUCUAAUCAGUCCAGUUAAAGAUUGUCGUGUCCCGGUCCUGUCAGCAGACCAACAACAGGUACAGCUGAGAGAGGACGACACAGACAAUGACAGCGCUGGGCAGUGUUGUGAUUCAGGCGGUCGUGUUACUGACCGGGCUGGUCGUCGUUCAGGGAGACACCCAGGUGGGCUGUGUGUUUGGGGGCAGCUGUGUGCUGCCUUGCCGCUUCCAGCCAAACAGUGAUACCAUCCUCCACUGGAACAAGAUUAAUGGGAAGAACGUUCAGGUCCACUCCUACUACGAUGACCAGGACCAACUGGGACACCAGGACCCUCUCUACAAGGGAAGGACCUCCCUGUUCCAUGACCAGAUCUCAGGGGGCAACGCAUCCCUUCGUCUGGCCAGGGUGAACCUCCAGGACCAGGGCAGGUACCUGUGUUACGCCAGCACUUCACAGAACAACCAGGAGACCUUCGUCAUCCUGGCGGCGAGAGCUCCUGAUCCAGCUGCUGUUGCUAGAGUUGACAUUGUGCUAGUGAACAACACUGUCACCUGUAAGUCUGGAGGAAUCUACCCAAGACCACAGCUCACCUGGUCCGUCAGUCCUCGCCCAGCUACCGUCCUAAAGAACACAACCAAGGUCCAUAUCGAUGACAAGGGACUCUAUGACAUCAGCUCCUUAACGACUGUUUACAAUGACACAGAAUCGACCUACAGCUGCUCAGUCCAAAAUGAACACAGUGGAAGGAAAGCAACACUGAGGUUACGCUCUCCAAUGCAAAGUGUUCCCAAGAGUGAGGUGUUACUCCCUUGUAACGCCUCGGGGCUCGAUGACAUCACCUGGACCUUCAACCACAACCAGACCAUCCUCAGAAGACAAGCAGGACAAGAGAAGGUGGUGGAAACAGAGUGGCAGCAGCAUGUAAGAGACCUGUCUGAAUCAGGCAGCCUCCUGCUGUAUGUGACCUCAUCAGCCCAGAGUGAAGGGGCGUACAGGUGUACUCUCAGGUACGCAGACGAAGAAGACGUAACCCACAUUGAACUGAAGAUACUGAAGGACCAUAUUGCAGAGGGAUCCAAUAGAACACUUGGGAUCACAUUAGGAGUCAUCAUUCCAGCUAUUCUUUCAGCUAUCGUCAUCAGCGUCAUCAUCAGGUAAAUACUAAUGUACACA
Molecule: messenger RNA, 1989 nt
Organism: Gadus morhua (Atlantic cod)
Lineage: Eukaryota; Metazoa; Chordata; Actinopteri; Gadiformes; Gadidae
Product: V-set domain-containing T-cell activation inhibitor 1
Exons: 6
Coding region: 922-1974 (350 amino acids)
Biological process (GO): cellular response to lipopolysaccharide; cell surface receptor signaling pathway; negative regulation of T cell proliferation
Cellular component (GO): external side of plasma membrane
Source: RefSeq, a predicted model, not a curated record